Molecule: messenger RNA, 1614 nt
Organism: Bombina bombina (fire-bellied toad)
Lineage: Eukaryota; Metazoa; Chordata; Amphibia; Anura; Bombinatoridae
Product: embryonic protein UVS.2-like
Exons: 13
Coding region: 1-1614 (537 amino acids)
Biological process (GO): proteolysis
Molecular function (GO): metalloendopeptidase activity; zinc ion binding
Source: RefSeq, a predicted model, not a curated record
AUGGAACGUCCUAACGCAAAUGAAGAUGAGCCAGAAUCAGGGAAACCCAAUGAUAUUUUCACCAAGAUUUUACUAUCAAACAAAGGUGUUCCUCGUGCUUUGACUGAUGGAGAUAUUGCAGUUAAAUUUGGUCGUAGUGCUUCCAGAUGUUUUUCCUGCAGAUGGGAUAAAAAUGAUAACGGACAAGUCAUUGUGCCUUAUAUCAUUUCCUAUAAGUACAAUGAUUCUCAAGUCUCCUUGAUUACUGCUGCUAUGCAUGAGCUAGAGGCAGUAACCUGUGUGUUAUUUGUACCACGUGCAACAGAGAAAGAUGCCAUCAAUAUUACCUCAGGAAAUGGGUGCUGGUCUUAUUAUGGGAGGAUUGGAGGAAUUCAAGAACUAUCUCUCUCUGCAAAUGGCUGCAUUUAUAAAGGUGUUAUCCAACAUGAACUAAAUCAUGUUUUGGGAUUUCUCCAUGAGCACAACAGAAGUGACCGUGAUAAAUAUGUGGAUAUUUUAACUGAAAACAUAUUACCAGGAGCUCUUGGUAACUUUGAUAUAUACAACUCCAAUAUGGAAUUACCAUAUGACUAUGCCUCAGUGAUGCAUUAUCCACGAGAUGCAUUUUCUAUUUCUCAUGGACUGGACACCAUAGUUCCAAAACCGGACCCAAACAUAGCGAUUGGACAGAGAUAUGGUCCUACUAACCUCGACAUUGUUAAAAUUAAUACACUAUACCAAUGUGAUGUCUGCAGUACAAUACUCAGCAACUCCAGUGGAACUUUUGUCACUAUGUACAAUGCCUCAGAAUACCCGAAAAAUUCUAGCUGUGUGUGGUUGAUCCGAGUUCCAUUAUAUCAGGUUUCCUUGAAGAUUAAUACAUUUAAUACUGAUUACUCUGCAACCUGUACCUCUAACUACAUCCAGGUUUAUGAUGGAGCCACAAAAACAUCUCCAGUCUUGUGGAAAAAGUCUUGUGGCAUGAUGCAGAUACCACCAUUAAUAGCUACAUCAAACUUAAUGCUCAUUCAUUUUGUUACUGAUUGGAAAAUGCCAAAGACUGGUUUCCAUGCUUCAUACAAAACAAUUCAAUGUGGUGGAACAUUCUAUAAUCCGUCAAGUAACUUUACCUCUUCUGGAUACCCUAAUGAAUACAACCCUAACAUGAACUGCUCCUGGACAAUCACUGCUCCUCCAAGAUAUAAGAUCUCACUUAACAUAAGUGACUUUUACCUAGAGUACAGUCAUUCCUGCUCCUUGGACAACUUGACCAUUUAUGAUGGGGACAACAUUUUUUCACCUGCACUAUUCUAUUCUUGUGGUGAGGUGAAGGUUCCCAUACAGACCUCAAGCGGCAAUACCAUGCUACUUCUGUUACGCACAAGUUUAUCUGUACAGAAGAGAGGUUUCAAGGCAUCUUAUACCACAAUACAUCGAGAUGAGCAUGAAUGGGCUUUCAGAAUCUUAUCUGGACUUUCUACUAAACUUAACCCAUUCAUUGAUACUACAUCUUUACGCAGCCUAAUGGACUCCAUAGAGUCACCUGUACAUGUAAUCCUGUAUCUCAUGAUUUUUGAUGUCCAUGUGAGGGAGAGGACCUACCUAGUGUGCUGCCUGUCAGAUUAUGAGGCAUAA